Messenger RNA from Ostrinia nubilalis (European corn borer), 7123 nucleotides. Its product is annotated as TBC1 domain family member 12-like. The record is from RefSeq and is a predicted model, not a curated record. Lineage: Eukaryota; Metazoa; Arthropoda; Insecta; Lepidoptera; Crambidae. The coding region runs from base 432 to 2441 and encodes 669 amino acids. The transcript is spliced from 7 exons.
UAAACUGGAAAAAGUUAAAUGUCAAUCAAUUUAUUUACAGUGGAAAGUAAAAGGCGAUGGGUGUGUUGCUUUGUAUUGUAGAUAGAACGAAAUAGUUAUUAGUUAAAACAAAUAUUAGGUAAUAAUCAUUAAAAUUUUAGUGUAAACAUAGUCGUUCGUUGUGUAAAAUAAAUCAGUAAUCGUUUGGCAGUGUUUCGAAGUGGUUGUGUGUGUUGAAUUUGAAUCGAAUUAGACAUAAACAUUCGAGUUAUUUAAUGAGACUUGUUUACGACAAGUAUUCCAUUGUAAAUAUCAAGAAUAAAACAAAGGUUCUGGUUUAAAGUGAUAUGUUUGCUGAAGAUUUGACCAUGUUAUGGACGGAGGUGAGAAGUGUGUCUAAGAACUGUUUGUAAACGGAUCCAGUGCUCAAGUUGUAUUUUGGAGACUGAAUCAUGUCGAGUUCUCCGUGCCAAAAAGGCGGGAUGCGCCUGAGCGAAGCGUUGGAUAACAUGCAACUGGCGUAUAAUCCAAUCACGAAGCAAUUACAUUUCGUGAGCCCUAAAGUGGAGAAACCGCCCGAGCAGACAGUGGAUGAGAUUGAUAAGUUGUCUAAAAAGAGCAGCUUCAGUGAUGAAGGUAACUUUUCAAUAUCAACUUGUGAGAAGAGUGAUACGAGUGACUCUCCGAAGAGCACACUGCAAUGGGGAGGCAGUGUGAGUGGCCACCAGCGUGGGAAAGACGGUGGUUCGUUCUCGAGCACCGUGUCGAGCCUGUCGGAGUGUUCGCUGGGGUCCAGUGCUUCGAGGGAGGAUGAGCUCGGGGACGUGAUCGCUGGUGACAGUGACCAGGCUAAACUGAAGAAGAAAGGACUUUCUAGUUUCUUUAGCAGAGGCGUGUUCCCAUGGAAGAGUAACUCGAAGACCCAAGACUCGCCCACCCAGUCUACCCCCACGGUGACAUGGCGGCUCUUCGGUAGCAAGUCCUCGCAGAACCUGCCUCCGAAGACCCUCAGUGCGGAGACCCAGAAGUCUCUGACGCCGGUGUCGUCAGCAGCGAACACUCCUCAUCAUCAUAAGAGGCAGGGCAGCUCGGCGAGCGAGAAGCAGUUUGAAGAUCUCGUGGCCAGUUCUAUAGCGCUUAUACAGCAUGACAGACCCUCAAACUUGCCAGCCAAAUGCACCGAAGAAGCGUUACGGCAUAAGGCCGAGCACGCACGGAUGGUGGAAGCGGCGAGAAGACGGGUGGAACGCGAGGCAGCCGCGAGACACGCACGAGUGUUGGAGUCACAUCGCAUGGAGGAGAGGCUGGCCAGGCAUGCGCGGGAAUGGACGCAGAACAUACUGCCGGACUGGCAGAACAUGAAGAACGCAAAACGAACUCUAGAGUUAUGGUGGAGCGGGCUCCCUCCCUCAAUCCGCGGCAAAGUCUGGCAACUGGCCAUCGAGAACAAACUGAAGAUCACCCACGACAUGUACCAAGACUACGUCGCCAAGGCCAAGCAGAAACUCCAAGAGGCACAACUAAGACGCAAACGAUUAAAAGUCAAAAGCCAAGACUGCUGCAGCUGCAAAAAAGAACCAGAAAAACCCAAAACGGACGAGAAAAUAUCCAAAUUCGACGAGCUUCUGUCAAAGAACGAUCAAAUCAGCCCGAGUGAGGAGAAACCUCGAUUAAGCAUACCGAGGAAUCUGAGCGAGCAGAAUUUAAAGUCUCGUAGUACGGAGGCGGGACCGAAGAAGUGUUGUUCGAAAUCCAACCCUAACCUGCUUGAUUAUAGUGACGAGUGUUCGAUGGAGCUGAUUCAGCUGGACAUAGCGCGGACUUUCCCCCACCUGUGCAUAUUCCAACCUGGAGGGCCGUAUUUUGAUGUGCUGCAUGAACUGUUGGCUGCGUACGUGUGCUAUAGGCCUGAUAUCGGAUACGUUCAGGGCAUGUCGUUCAUCGCGGCAGUACUGAUCUUGAACAUGGAGGCGCCGGCAGCGUUCGUGUGCUUCGCCAACCUGCUGGACGGGCCCGUGCUACGAGCGGCUUUCGCGCGCGACGGCGGCGCCAUGCAGCGGCUAUGGAAAGCGUACAGCACGCUUCUGGAGCACAAUCUACCCUCACUAGCAGGCGUGGUGGCGCCGGAACUGUAUCUUGUGGAGUGGCUGUAUACAGCCUUCGCUAAGGCCAUGCCGCUGGACGCCGCGUGCCGCGUGUGGGACGUCUUCCUACGGGACGGGGACUGCUUCCUGUUCAAUGCGGCACUAGGCGUCCUCCACCUCUACCAAGAUGAGCUCAAAGACAUGGACUUCAUCGCGGCAGCCCAGUUCCUCACCAAACUCCCCGAAGACCUCGACCCUGAGGCUCUAUUCAAGAGCAUAUCUACAGUGUCUAUGACUCUGGAUGGGAUGACCUUCGAAGAACUCGCCUCAUGCUGCGAGGGCCAGAGUUUGGACGAUGACGUCACGGUGAGGUUAUGAUACAGGAGGAGGAUCGGGGACCUCUGGGACCUGAUUGACGCGCUGUCGUUUAAAGUCGGGUUAUAGUCCAGUCAAUAAAGCAUUAUAGAUGGAAAACUGUAGAACACAAUUUCUGACUUCAGGACUUUAUUUAGACUAGUUAGGAGGUGAACAUAGCAAAAGUCCCCGCCCUUAGCCCUUGAGCCGGCGGGGAGAGGGGGGUUUAAAGGCGCCACUUUUCGGUUUUUCGCUUAAUCCUCGGAAACUAUGCGUCCUAGUGACAUGACUACUUUGAACCAAAAAAAGCUUAUUCAAUUUGCUACAGGUGAGACCGUCAGGUUUUUCUAUAUCUUGUAUAGUUUUUGCGGCUAAAUAAAGUCCCGAGGUCAGAAAUUGUGUUCCACGGAUUUCUCUCUACACCGUCGUUAAGGCAUUCAUUGACUGGACUAUUAUAGUAACGGCUGGUAGAUAAUUUACUUGGUCUAUAUGGGGAUUUGGGAGCUUGACCUAUGGCAUUGUAAAUGGGAACUGGCAGAAUAGGCAGUUAUAGGGCAAAAUCAAAAUCAAAAAUAUUUAUUCAGUUUAAACCACAAGUGGCACUUAUAAACGUCAAAAUAUAGUAAAUAAUAAAAAAGAAAAGGUAGCCCUUAUGGGGCACUUUACAUGUCUCCUUAUCUUUUGGGCCCUACCAGCGCUUCGAGACAAACAUAUGGCAAGUGCUGAGAAGAAACGCCGGAACAAACUCAGUCACCACUAAUUGCCAGGAAUUAUCUAACGGUAAGAAUAACCAAAUUCAAGUAGGUACAUCAAAUUAAUAUGUGCAGACUGAACUGACCACGCAUCCUUGUCAUCAAUAUAGUCUUAAACCUUGUAGUACCCUUGGACAUAAGUGUAUGUGCCAUCCUAGACUGCAUAUCACUUAACCUCAGGGUGAUUGCAUUCUAAAUACCUGCAAACAAAAUAUUUGUGACAGUUUUGAUUUCAAAAUCGCUUCAUGGAGCGAAGUAACUAUAGAUAAUAGAAAUAUACUUAUUUGUGUAGGAAACGCAAUUUGUACAAAUUGUAUAUCAAGUAUUUAAUUUACUGUUCCCUUUUACUGUGCGAGUGUUUUUGAUAAAUCUAUGUAUUUGAUACAUAGAUAACAAACUGACUACGAUUUGGGUAAAUGAAUCGUUCUUACUUUCAAAUUGUAACUUUAUCUUCCCGGCGAUUUUAAAUACAGACCAACAGCCGUUUAGCUUGUUUACAUAAAAGGAGAUGGUCCAUAAUGUAUGGAUCAAAAACCCUGAAUCAAUUGGGACUAAUGGGUAUCAGUAGUUUCAUUAUAAUGCACAAUUUACUAUUAACCCCACUUCUUCUUCUUCUGAUUAAUUUCGUUGCGGGUCCAAUGACAGUUUAACUUUUCCCCCGGGACAAACUUGACCUUCACUGGUUGGGUUUUUGUGGCGGUCAAGCUGUAGAUCCUGGCUACACAGGAGUUGCAGUGGUGGGAACGAGAGGUGGGAAUAGUCCCGUUUUAACCCCACCGAAAACGCAAAGCCGAAAUCAAUAAGGUGAUGUUAUAUGUAUGUGCUUUUGAGCUAUAUGCUGACAAAAGUCUGUAUAUAUGCUCAUAAAUGUAAAUGUAAAGAAACUACUGAUACUGACACCUAUUUACUUCCAAUCGGUUCUGUAGAUUUUAGAUCAACUCGUUUAAAAAUAUUUGACCCCAAUAUAACCUUAAACAACAGUGCGUGAAUCAGAUUCUAGAUGUCAACUACAUUAUAUUGUGUAGUUUUUCUAUACGCUGUGCAUGAUCCUAUUGCUUAGUACCCAUGGUAGUAACACGGGAAAUAUUUUUAUCUAUGGUACUACCACCAUGGGAGUAAGUAGUCCUAAAUUUCCGUGGACUAAAUAGUAGGAACACGGACAGCGCAUAAGUUUGUUGCGUGUGUAUGAAAACAUAUCAUGUUAUGUAGAUUUUAUUUAUAUUAUUAAAAUAUAAUCUUACUGUAUAUAACAUUUCUCUGUGUACCUGUUUAAUAAUUCUGAAUGUAAUCUAAGAUUUUGUAUAUAAUAUUAAUAAAAUAAUUCUUUUAAUAUUGAUAAGUCGCUCACAUACGAAGUCCUACUCUUCAACUAAUGUUUCGAUGCGAAGAAAAAUGAUAUUUUAUUAUUAAUAAUUAUUAUAAAAAAAUGUAUCUAAUAUUCGUGAAUGUCUUAGAAUUAUUUUUAUUUCGCCAUUUCUUAGUCAAUUCAAAUAAUUAAAAUUUAGCCGAUUUCAUUGACCGGAUAUAGCAAUAUCAAAUGUUUAAUUAUAUUGUAUUAUAGCUUGCUCAUAUAAUAUACAAAAAUAAUUAUAUCAUAUUUACUUCUUUAAAUAAGCAAAAGUAUUUAAUCUAUGUAUAUUUGUGUUACAUAGUUUAUAUUGAUUGUCAAUUAAAUAUACUAUAUAAAUACUAUGUGUACUAUAGCUUAAAUAACGGUAUCAACGAGUAGUAUGACCGGCCUAAUAUUUACGAACGAAGUUUCUCGAAAACUAUCUGUAAUUUUAACUUAGACUAGCUAGCUUUUAUUCUAGUUAUGGGCCCGUAUUACGAAACGACACCCAAAUAUUUAGAUUACACUCAAAAUUUGAUUCAAACUUGAGGACUACUAACGUAUUCAAAAGUUUCGAAUGUAUCCAAUAGUAUACAUCUCUCUCACGCAAGGCAAGAUUCAAGCUUGUGUGAUAGGGACAGAUAGAUCCGAAACUACGUAAACGGUGUAAUUAAGCCAUGCUGUGAUUGGUUUAAAACUGAGUGAAAUUGCACUUAUGAUUGAUCUAAAACUGAGUGAAAUUGCACUUAUGAUGGAUCUAAAACUGAGUGAGAUUGCUGUAUAAUUUGUUUUUGAGUAGCUUUGAAAACAAUAAUUAUUUAGUUGAGUGUUGUCUUAAAAAAGUGUUUUGACAGCUCAUAAAAGAUAUACAUUGAUUAGUUUUACAGUCAGUGUCAAAUAUAGUUCGUGACACCCCAAAGUAGCCAAAAAAUUCGUAACACGUCUUUGUUACAAUUGGAAUAAGGUUAUGUUAUUUGUCGCCGACUGUAUCAAGUUCAAUUCAAUCUCAGGUUUGAAUCCAUGCUUGAGUGUAACUCUAUUUCUGAGCGUCAUUUUGUAAUACGGGCCCUAGUUUUGUAAUCUCCGAAGGGUGUUAUAGCGUAUAUCGUUAUCGCGGUGGGUGUACAUCGUAUUUUCGUGGGUGAAGCUUAGUUUAAAUAAUAUCAUUGUUGUUUAAUUGCUUGUCAAUUAUCUGUACAUAUCAUUGCUUUUACGGCUUUACAUGGGAACGAUGCAUGUCUGUAGUCAAUGAGAAUUUCGAUGAGAAAUCGCAUGUAUUCACGAGUAUCAUAUUAUCGUAUCUACGGGGCGAUUGAUAUUUUUAACAGGCCUUGAAUUUACUUGAUCAGAUUCUAAGCUUACCAACCAACUAAAAGUCGGUGGUCUGCUCCUAGGCUACAAAUAAUAAGUUAUACAGUGCAUUUUACGCAAAUCUCGAAAUUAUUAUUUAGUUAUAUUAAAAAAAAAACUUUUUUUUAUUUUACACGCUGCGCAAUGAAAAUAAACAUGAUAUUGAAAAUGGUGAAUCAUUUUUAAUAUUAAUUUACAGACUAUCAUAAUUUUUACAUUAUAAUUUAUUAUUUAACAAUCAGGGUGCCUUUGCAUAUUUUCGUGUACAUUGCAUUUGUAGGUAGGUAUUGGAUAUUAAUUUUUUAUUUUAUUAGCAGCUGAUUAUUCUUUUACAAAGACCGCCCCGUUUUCGUGUAUUGCCAAAGUACAGGUUUUUCAGCAAUACAAAAGUACUGACGAUGCCACGUCAAACACCUUAGCACCUUUUUGGUUUCAGUAGGUGAUGUUUGCAACAAUAAUGUUUGUAUACCUAUACAUUUUUAUUGCAAAAUAACACCUAUGCUAACUACAUAAAACAGUGUUUAGUUUGAUGUGGGAUCGUCCGUACACACCUACUACGACACAAGCAAUUAAUCUUUGUAUAUCUUUGACCCAUGAGCCAUCAUAGGAAAUAAGCGUUGGCACUAAAUAUAAGGUUUAUAUGAUUAACAGCUUUAAAUUAUUUUAGCGUAUCUUGCCACGCUUUACGUUGAAUUAUAGAUAGAUAAAUGUAAAUAUUAUCACUUUUUAAUUUGUCACUUUCUAUUAUAUUUUAUCUUUAUAGAGUUUUACAUAUUAUUGUGUUAUUUUGGGAAUGUUUUAAACUUUUUGCAGUGUUUUGUUUUUCGAACAUUAUGAAAAAAGUGGUAAAACACUGUAUUUAUUUACAUUACAACUUUUUUAGAACGGGGUUUAUAUUUUUUUCGUUACUUGCCUCUCGAUUUAUAAACUAAAAUAUUUAAUCUGUCUAUAAGAUAUUAAAUCAAAAUCCAAUUUUUAAAACUUUCUAAAACCAAGUUUUCAAUAAUAUAAUGUUUCAAACGUAAACUGAAAUUUUCAAUAAAUUGUGUAGAUUAAUACAGUUUUUAAGAUCUAGAUUAAUAUAAUUGUAAUAAAUAAUAAAUACAAUAUUGCAGUUGUGAUGUGGACUGAUAUUACUAAUUAUAAACAAAUGCCAUCUCAAAUUGUAGCGUAAGUUUUCUCAAUGUAAAUAAUAUGAAUCGUCUUAGAACUGAAUUUGGCCCCAAAUAAGAAUGUUUGUAAUUUAAUUGUGGAAUAAAAUAUGAUUAAAUGAA